Molecule: messenger RNA, 300 nt
Organism: Mesitornis unicolor (brown roatelo)
Lineage: Eukaryota; Metazoa; Chordata; Aves; Mesitornithiformes; Mesitornithidae
Product: glutamate receptor ionotropic, kainate 5-like
Exons: 2
Cellular component (GO): membrane
Molecular function (GO): glutamate-gated receptor activity
Source: RefSeq, a predicted model, not a curated record
GUGGGGGUGUGGUUCUCCAACCGGACCCUGGCCAUGAACGCCACCACCUUGGCCCUCAAUGGCUCCGACAGCUUGGCCAACAAGACCCUCAUCAUCACCACCAUCCUGGAGAACCCGUACGUGAUGCGCGUGGGGGGCGCGGGGGCGGAGCGCUACGAGGGUUUCUGCGUGGACAUGCUGCAGGAGCUGGCAGCGCUGCUCAAGUUCCGCUUCCACAUCCGCCUGGUGGAGGACGGGCUCUACGGCGCCCCCGAGCCCAACGGCUCCUGGACCGGCAUGGUGGGCGAGCUCAUCAACCGG